AUGCCUAAAAACAAACCAAAAAUAUCCUGCGAAGCUCUCAAAGAAAGAAAAAUGAAGCGUACACGCGAAGGAAGCUCACAAACAGACGAGGAUGUCUUCGAGGACGACAGCCAUGGCUGCCCAAAAUGCAAGUCAACGAAUGCUCGUCUCGCUGAAAUUGAUGAGAAGCUUGAAAGAUUACUAAAGUUAACAGACAAAUUUGAAACCUACAAGAGCCGAGUUAAAUCCCUCGAAGAUGAACAGAAAAACAUGCAAGAAAGCCUCGGAAGUUCUCAAACUGAGAUAAAAGAAAUGCAAGGUUUACAAGUUAACAUCGCUGAACAACAGAAGACCACUGAAGCUUCACUUCAACCCGUCCAAUGUGAACUCGCCGAAUUGCAGCGCCGUCAUAUUAAAUUAGGGUGUCACAGCUGCAGAGGUAAUUUUAAAUUCUAUGGAAUAAAAGAACGCGAGCAUGAAUCGAACGAAGACACAGAAGAUUUAUUGAGGAAAUUUUUACGUACCGACUUAAGGAUCCCUAAGGAGGACGAGGAAAGUAUUCAGUUCGAUAGAGUGCACAGGGUCUCAGCUCGUCGAGUAUCUUCUGGCACUCCGAAUUCCAAGCCACGACCGAUUAUUGUCAAGGCUUCCAGCUUCAACGACAAAGAGUUUAUUAAAUCUUUCAUCUAAAACCAUACGAAAGGCCGCAAUCUUGGAAUUUCCGACGACUUUCCUAAGGAGGUAGACGAAAUGAGGGAAAAGCUGUACCCAGUACUAAAAGUUGCCAAGCAAGAAAAGGUAGAAAGGCUAAUUGUAGAUGGAUCCCUUUAGCGCGGCCCAGAGACAAUUGCUUUCCUCACUACGGACAUUUAAUGGACGUAUAAAUUAGCUCAGAACUUUUAUGUUCACAGCCAUAUUUUAGAGGCCAGUAGUGUGCUUUACAAACAAAAUUAGCUCGAUGCGCAGUCAGUCAACGCCGCUCAAAUACAGAGGUAAGUCAUGGAGUUUUUGUGCGUACGUUUUGUGUUUUUGUUUUCGUUCUUGUUUCGUCUUAAUUUUUGCGCAGUCAAUUUUGCUUCCCUUCCCUAAAGGGGAAAGCGAUCCAGGCCAUAUAAGUUUAUACUUUUGUCUAUGGAUUGUGCCACACGGGCAAGGAAAACUACUUCAUUUUAUAAUUGA
This is a messenger RNA of Porites lobata, 1158 nucleotides long. The record is from the annotation of a GenBank genome assembly. NCBI's taxonomy places the organism in Eukaryota, Metazoa, Cnidaria, Anthozoa, Scleractinia, Poritidae.